Molecule: messenger RNA, 3060 nt
Organism: Eublepharis macularius
Lineage: Eukaryota; Metazoa; Chordata; Lepidosauria; Squamata; Eublepharidae
Gene: SCAMP3
Product: secretory carrier membrane protein 3
Exons: 9
Coding region: 48-1088 (346 amino acids)
Biological process (GO): protein transport
Cellular component (GO): recycling endosome membrane; trans-Golgi network membrane
Source: RefSeq, a predicted model, not a curated record
GCCGAGCGAGCGGACGCAGCGGAGCCCGUGGCAGAGGGAGGGCAGGCAUGGCCCUGAACGGCGGGGGAAACCCCUUCGAGGGGGACCCGGGGAAUCCCUUCCAGGACCCUGCCAUCACCCAGCACAGACCGAGCUCGGAAUACGCCACCUUGGAUGUCUACAAUCCGUUUGAAAACCCUGGGCAGCGUCCCCCGCCUCCGUAUGAGUCCCGGCCCUCAGCUGCUGUGCCAGCCCCGCCAGCUCCUGCUUUACAACCCCCCAGGAAAGCAAGCCCCACAGAGCCCAGGAAUUACGGCUCCUACGGAACUCAGGAGUCAGCUGCAGCAACCACCGCGGAACUUCUGAAACGCCAGGAGGAGUUGAACCGCAAAGCCGAGGAGCUGGACCGGAGGGAACGCGAGCUGCAAAACGCUGCCGCGGGUGGCACUGCGGCUCGACAGAAUAACUGGCCCCCACUGCCCUCCUUCUGCCCCGUGAAGCCCUGUUUCUAUCAGGAUAUUUCGGUGGAGAUUCCUGUAGAGUCCCAGAAGACUGUCACCACCAUGUACUACCUCUGGAUGGCCAGCACUGUGACCCUCUACUUCAACUUCCUGGCCUUGCUGGCCUGGUUCUGCGUGUACAGCGAGGGCGGCUCUGGUUUCGGCCUCUCCAUUCUCUGGGCUUUGCUUUUCACCCCCUGCUCCUUUUUGUGUUGGUAUCGGCCCAUGUACAAGGCCUUCAGGAGCGACAGUUCUUUCAACUUCUUCGUCUUCUUCUUCAUCUUCUUUACACAGGACGUGGUGUAUGUUAUCCAGUGCAUCGGCAUCCCCGGCUCAGGGUUCAGUGGCUGGAUUGUGAGUCUCUCGGCGCUGAAGGUGAAUACUGGCGUGGCCAUUCUCAUGAUGCUCGUAGCCACGCUCUUCACGGCGGUCGCGGUGCUGGGUGUCGUCAUGCUGAAGCGGAUCCAUUCCCUCUAUCGCCGCACAGGAGCCAGCUUCCAGAAGGCCCAGGAGGAAUUCGCAGCCGGCGUUUUCUCCAACCCGACAGUGCGCACGGCGGCCACCAAUGCAGCGGCUGGAGCAGCAAGCAGUGCCUUCCGUGCCCCGUAGAAGUUUGAGGCAGAAAUCAGCGGCUGCUCUUCCCCGCGCCCUGUCCUGCGCGGGGCAGCUUUCGUGGAAGCAGAAACUGAGUUGCGCGUUCUUUUGCUGUCGUCGGAAUCUUUCCCUGUGCUGAUUAGAACGCUGCCCCCCCCGCCCCCUCCAGUUUCAGCAUGGGAUCCGCACUGCCCCCUCUUCUACAUUCUUCCCGGCGAAAAACUUCCCCUCUUCUUUCCCAGCCCCAGAAUUGAAGGCACGGGGUGGGGCCAUGUUGUCUUUCCAGGUGAUGUGGAGUGUUGAGAUCUGUGCUCGCUCCCAUCCUGUCUUCCCAGCUGAGGUCAGGUGAGGAGAAGAGGCAGGAACCUUAAUCUGUCCCCUCUCCCUUCCCACGCCCUCCAAUUUCACGGGUUGCAUUCGAGCGGUAGCCACGUGCGGCUGGCUGGGGGGGGGGGGCCUUCAUCUCCCGCAGCCCUCUUUCAACUUUUUGUGCCACCUCCCCUUCCCUGCCAAGCGUUCCCUAGCAUGACCUCCUGUACCUUGGGUGGCUGUUCAACAGGCUGAAAUUCAGCCAGUGCUUCUCUUUUCGUGGCACGCCCCUGCAGAGACGAGGCGAACCCUUGUGGGAUGCAUGCCCGUCGUGCAGCCGUUCCUGGUGCCGGAGACUUUCUGCCCAGGAGCUAUUUUGCAUCAGAAUCUUUAUUUUUUUGCUCCACGUACGAAGAGGGGGAGCAGUGGUUUUAUGGUCCCGAUUCUCUACGAAUCGUGCUAUUCUUGGAUGCCUGUAGCUAUACCCCAUUCCUGUCGACUUCCCUUCACCAGGUGUGUGGUGCUUUCAGCCACCACCAGGAGGCAGUAUUGGUCUGCUGUCAACCUUAAUUUGGUGCCAGCAUAAUAUGCCAGGGUGUGUGUGUGGCAUGAUUGUUCUGUGUAAUGCCCAACUCUGAGACAGGUUUUUCUUGCCUGUCCUUGUCUGUUGUCUUUGUCAGCCUUCUGUGUCACCAUGUCCUGUGGAGGUGGGGGUGUAAGGGGGCUCUCAGCAUUUGAUCUCUCUGCGCUCCCCCCUUUUGCAUCUCUCUGUGACGUUCAAUGUCGCUUUUGUCCAUAACAUUUUGCCUUACCGUCAUGCGCAGUGUCUUCCUUUUCUUUUAAGGCAGCUGGUUGUUGCCCAGCCACUAACAGGGUAUUUCCUCUUUCACCUCCCCCCCGCCCCAUAUUUUGCAUCUGUGCUUUAUUCAGUGUUUAAGAAGCAUUCUGAUAAAUUACUUUCUCUCUCUUACCCACAGUGACAUUUUUGGCAUUUAUGUACCCCUUUUGGGGGCGGGGGGAGAACCACAAAAAACGUUAUCCUAGAGCUAGCCUCUUCUGUCUGUGCCCCCCCCCCCCCGGUUGAACCGUAAAGCUGCUGUAGAUUGUUCCACCCCCCUUUUUGAAUAACUGCUGUCUUUCUCCUCUCUGCCACCUCUGUACAUAUGUGCACCCCUCCCCCAUUUUAAAAGAUUUGUGGCACUGGCAUGCCCCCCUCUGUGGAGGUCUCGGGUCCUCUGAUUUAGCAAAAAGGACCCCCUCCCACCCCUUUCACCUACCUGUUUAAAAUCUGUGUCCAGUCUCUCUGCUAUCAGCCUCAGUCAGCAGCCCCCCCUUCCUGGUUUGAACUUCCUGUCUGAUUUUAACUUCCUGUCAAGGGUUUGCUUAGUCCUGUGCUUCAUUCCAUUUGCCCCCGAACACUUACCGAACCCCUCAGCUUUGCUUUGUGUCCCCUUUCCCUUAACUGGAUCUGUACUUGACUUCUGAUCUCUUCCUGACUGACUUGAUGUCCCCUCCCCGGCCCCCCGCCCUCAAAACACGUCUGAUUUUUUUCUCAUUUCUUCGUUUUGUAAUGUAUGUUGUGGGGGGGGGCUGCAUUUAUUUUAUUUUUCUUUUGCUGUGCCAAAUGCAAAACUACUUAAUGGGAUUUUAUUUAAGGAAUAAACUACAUUUUAAUUCA